GCGAGCCUCUCGCAGCCUGAUGAGGCCCACGGCGGCAACUUUUGGCGCCACGUGACUUGUCCCGCCGCCGAGCGCACGGCCCGCUGCCUCCACUUGGCCUCGCGCGACAUCCUCGCCGCCUCGCUUCCGCUCCACCAUCACAUCGCUCAGCAGCGCCUCUUUGAUGCAGCGCACCGCCUCUCUCAUUCGCACCAGUCUCCGCACCUCCAGCCUCGCACCCCGUUCACAGGUCCGCAACAUGCACAUCCACCCCGUGCCCGUCCGCGACGACAACUACGCCUACAUCAUCCAGGAUGGCUCGCGCGGCGUCUUCGUCGACCCGUUCGACGUGCCGGCCGUGCAGGCUGCAGCGAAGAAGCACGGCGUCGAGCAGGUGAUGGGCUGCAUCACCACGCAUCACCACCAGGACCACUCGGGCGGCAACGACGACUUCGCCAAGGCAUACCCGGACGUGCCGAUCUGGGGCGGUUCGGACAAGUGUCCCGCCAUGACGAAGCAGGUCGGCGACAAGGAUGCCUUUGAGCUGUGGAGCGGCAGCAAGAUCGACGUCAAGUGCCACGCCACGCCCUGCCACACGCAGGACAGCGUCGCAUGGCACCUCACGGAUGCUGACGGAAAGAUGGGCGUCUUCACGGGCGACACCCUCUUCGUUGGAGGCUGCGGACGCUUCUUCGAGGGCACGCCGCAGGAGAUGCACCACGCGCUCAACAAGGUGCUCGCCUCGCUGCCCGACAAGACUGUGCUGUACUGCGGCCAUGAGUACACCAAGGGCAACAUUGCCUUCGGCGCAGCCAUCCUGCCCGAGCGGCCCGCCGUCAAGGAGCUGUUGCAGUUCGUGCGCGAGCGCAAGAACGGCGGCGUCACGACGGGCGCCUUCACCAUUGGCGACGAGAAGAAGCACAACGUCUUCAUGCUGGUGGACGACCCGGAGGUGAAGCGCGCCGCAGGACUCAAGGAGGACGCCGACGCCGUCGAGGUCAUGGGCCGGCUGCGCGAGAUGAAGAACGACGGCAAGAUCAGCGCCAAGGUCUAGCUUCACCUAGGCUGUACCGGCGCACGACUGCACACGGCUUCUUCACGCUUUUGGCAAUGCAACUCGAUGACGAUUACCCAGGUGACGCUCUCUUUCUCCCUACACACCCAGCGCCUUCUUGACUGCACCGAGCACAAGCGGCAGUACGACCUUCCGGCUGGCGCGAGCAUUGCCCUGACGCCAAAGCGUGACGCGCAGGCCG
Tilletiopsis washingtonensis is the source of this 1235-nucleotide messenger RNA. RefSeq names its product Metallo-hydrolase/oxidoreductase. The record is from RefSeq and is a predicted model, not a curated record. The coding region runs from base 164 to 1033 and encodes 289 amino acids. The transcript is spliced from 7 exons. Gene Ontology annotation, molecular function: hydroxyacylglutathione hydrolase activity. NCBI's taxonomy places the organism in Eukaryota, Fungi, Basidiomycota, Exobasidiomycetes, Entylomatales.